This is a messenger RNA of Acanthocheilonema viteae, 1587 nucleotides long. NCBI's taxonomy places the organism in Eukaryota, Metazoa, Nematoda, Chromadorea, Rhabditida, Onchocercidae. The record is from the annotation of a GenBank genome assembly.
AUGCAAUUAUCAGUGAAUGAUUUUUCGAUACAUCGAAUAAUUGGACGUGGCGGCUUUGGUGAGGUAUAUGGCUGUCGUAAGGCAGACACAGGGAAAAUGUAUGCAAUGAAAUGUUUAGACAAGAAAAGAAUUAAAAUGAAACAAGGUGAAACACUUGCGCUUAACGAACGUAUCAUGCUUAGUCUUGUUAGCACAGGAGAAGACUGUCCAUUUAUCGUUUGUAUGACAUAUGCAUUUCAAUCACCUGAUAAGUUAUGCUUUGUACUUGAACUCAUGAAUGGCGGUGACUUGCAUUAUCACCUCAGUCAACAUGGUAUCUUUUCUGAAAGUGAAGUGAUAUUUUAUGCGGCGGAAGUAAUCCUUGGCUUGGAACAUAUGCAUAAUCGUUCCGUAGUAUAUCGAGAUCUAAAACCGGCUAACAUUCUAUUGGAUGAGAGUGGACACGUACGUGUUUCCGAUCUUGGUCUAGCAUGUGAUUUUUCAAAGAAGAAGCCACAUGCCAGCGUAGGUACCCAUGGAUAUAUGGCUCCGGAAGUGCUUGCAAAAGGUAUUGCAUACGAUUCCUCGGCUGAUUGGUUCUCAUUUGGCUGUAUGUUAUAUAAACUGCUUAAAGGACAUAGCCCAUUUCGGCAGCAUAAAACCAAGACAGGCAAUAAGAACAAUGAUAUAGAAAAAAUCACAUCGAUAAGUCAUGAUAUUGAGCUUCCGGAUGCUGGAUUUUCACCGGAAUGCCAAGAUUUGAUAGAAGGCUUACUGAAGCAUGAUGUUCCGGAUAGACUUGGAUGUCGUGGAAGAGGUCCAGAAGAAGUGAAAGAACAUCCAUUCUUUGCCUCGGUAAAUUGGCAAACAGUAUAUUUAAGACGAAUGCCACCACCGAUUAUUCCACCGAGAGGUGAGGUCAAUGCUGCUGAUGCCUUCGAUAUCGGUAAUUUUGACGAUGAUGAAGUGAAAGGUAUUAAACUAACCGAAGCCGAUAGCAUGUUAUACAAAGAUUUCAAUAUAACAAUUUCGGAACGAUGGCAAAAUGAAAUAGCAGAUACAAUUUUUGAAGUGGUAAACCAGGAUGCUGAUAAAGCCGAGAGUAAGAAACGAGCUAAGCAACGAGCUAAACUUGGCAAUGAUGAAAAAGAGUCGGAUGUAAUUGUACAUGGUUAUAUAAAAAAACUCGGUGGACCAUUCACAUCUGCGUGGCAAACCCGUUAUGCUAAACUUUAUCCAAGUCGGCUUGAGCUUUAUCCGGAAUCACUUAACGGUAAACCGGAGCUAAUAUUUAUGGAUCAAAUUGAGGAUGUCGCUGUGGAUUUACAUAAUGUCAAAGGAGAGCAUUCGAUAAUUGUAAAAUUGAAAGAGGGUUUUAAAGAGCAAAAAUUAAUUCUUACCAAUCAGGAUGAGAUAUCACUGGGUGAAUGGCACAUAUCACUGAGGACUGCUCAUCGGGUGUCAUCCGAGUUACUGCAAAGUAUGGGUCGUAAAGCAAUUAAAAUAUAUGGAGUGAACCAUGAUCCAAUGCUUGAUGAUAAUGAACGUAUAGCAUCCGUCGCGAAAACUCUUUUGAAUCGUACAUCUUCUGUUGACUCCGGAGUAUAA